Molecule: messenger RNA, 2865 nt
Organism: Erinaceus europaeus (western European hedgehog)
Lineage: Eukaryota; Metazoa; Chordata; Mammalia; Eulipotyphla; Erinaceidae
Gene: ACTR1A
Product: actin related protein 1A
Exons: 11
Coding region: 86-1216 (376 amino acids)
Source: RefSeq, a predicted model, not a curated record
GCGGCUAGACUGCGCAUGCGUGUCAGUGGCGUUAGCAGCGGACCGGGCUGGCAGUUCCUUCCUCGGAAGGAGAGAUUUCUCUGCCAUGGAGUCCUACGAUGUAAUCGCCAACCAGCCUGUUGUGAUCGACAAUGGAUCCGGUGUGAUUAAAGCUGGUUUUGCUGGUGAUCAGAUUCCUAAAUACUGCUUUCCAAACUAUGUGGGUAGACCCAAGCAUGUCCGUGUCAUGGCAGGAGCACUUGAAGGUGACAUCUUCAUUGGCCCUAAAGCUGAGGAGCACCGAGGGCUGCUCUCCAUACGCUACCCCAUGGAGCAUGGCAUUGUCAAGGACUGGAAUGACAUGGAGCGCAUCUGGCAGUAUGUGUAUUCUAAGGACCAGCUGCAGACUUUCUCUGAGGAGCAUCCUGUGCUCCUGACUGAGGCACCUCUAAACCCACGGAGAAACCGAGAACGGGCUGCUGAAGUUUUCUUCGAGACCUUCAAUGCGCCGGCCCUCUUCAUCUCCAUGCAAGCUGUGCUCAGCCUCUAUGCCACAGGCAGAACUACAGGUGUGGUGCUGGACUCGGGAGAUGGUGUCACCCACGCCGUGCCCAUUUACGAGGGCUUUGCCAUGCCCCAUUCAAUCAUGCGCAUUGACAUUGCUGGCCGAGACGUCUCUCGCUUCCUUCGCCUCUACCUGCGGAAGGAGGGCUACGAUUUCCACUCCUCCUCUGAGUUCGAGAUUGUCAAGGCCAUCAAAGAAAGGGCCUGUUACCUGUCCAUAAACCCCCAGAAGGACGAGACACUAGAGACGGAAAAGGCUCAGUACUACUUGCCUGAUGGCAGCACCAUUGAGAUUGGCCCUUCCAGGUUCCGGGCACCCGAGCUGCUGUUCAGGCCAGACCUGAUUGGUGAGGAGAGUGAGGGCAUCCAUGAGGUGCUGGUCUUCGCCAUCCAGAAGUCGGACAUGGACCUGCGGCGCACGCUCUUCUCUAACAUCGUCCUCUCAGGAGGCUCCACUCUGUUCAAAGGUUUUGGUGACAGGCUACUGAGUGAAGUAAAGAAACUGGCUCCUAAAGAUGUGAAGAUCAGGAUAUCUGCACCUCAAGAGAGACUGUAUUCCACAUGGAUUGGGGGCUCCAUCCUUGCCUCACUGGACACCUUUAAGAAGAUGUGGGUCUCCAAGAAGGAAUAUGAGGAAGAUGGUGCCCGAUCCAUCCACAGGAAAACCUUCUAAUGUCGGGACAGCAUCUUCACCUCUCUCUGAAGUUAACUCCACUUUAAAACUCGCUUUCUUGAGUCGGAGUGUUUGCGAGGAGCUGUGUGUGUGUGUGGGUGUGUAUGGGUGUGUGUGUAUGGGUGUGUGUGUAGGUCUGUGGGCAUGUGUGGGUAUGAGUGUGUGCACAUAUGCGAGUGCCGUAUGGCCCAGGGAUCCCAGGGCCCGGAAAGGACGAUGAACUACCCACGAUGGCGAUGGCCUGAGGCCUGGGGUUGACCACUAACUGGCCCCAGAGAGAAGAGUGCUGGCAGAGAACCCCACUUCUCCGUCAGCCGGGCCUUUGACUGUGUUGGACUAUGUUAACUAUCGUAGGGAGAUAGAGCGGGAGGGAAAGCCAACCCCCCGGGAGACCUUGCUGCUGCCCAUCCUAGGCUGGGCUCGCCCCAGACACCCCAUGCCCAGGGUGCCCUGAGGCCCUUUGCUCAUCCUGCUCUCCAUGCCUCUUGAUCAUGGAUAGGGCUGGGGCGUGUUCCAUCCAGUGUUGCAGUUUGGGCAUGGGAGGCUGGCAAAGCACUCUGGGAAGUGUCACUGACGGAGUCAGGAGAGGGCAGGGUGCCUUCAGUGUCCCCAGGGAACCAGGACCACUGUGGGCAUAUGAGGGAGGCAAGAGCGGGCUGCUUCUCACUGGCAGCGGGGUUCACCCUCCAGCCCUUGUGAAUGGGGUCUUUGGAGAAUUUAAGGAGACUGACUGUUGGCUCCAGGCCCUGUUACUUGCUUUCUGUUCAUCCUUGGGCAGUGCCAUCUUCAGUUUUAUUUAUUGAAGUGUUUAUUCAGUAGGGACAAUGGAGAAGAGUUCAUUGCCUCCUGCCCACCAGUCACCCUGUACACACUAUGUUUACAGCCCCUGAGCACAGCUUAGCACCUGGGCCCUGCCACUCCCUGAUGACGGUGAACUAACAACUGUCACAGGCCCGGGACCACUUGGGAUCCAGGCCUUACUCAGUCACUCCACUUUCCUUCUCCCUCCAGUCUGCCCACUGCCCUGGAAUCAACAGGUUGCUGGUUGGAAUAUUUUCAAACAAGAGGUAGAAUCACUAACAGAGAUCCCCUAGCCAGAGGUUAGGGAGCCAGCCCCUUUAGGACUAGAGAAGGAGCUAUAAUGAACCAAGUUGCCUUUUCCCACCCUAACUGACCCUAGGGGGCUAGAUUGUAAAGAUGAGAAGGACCCCCUCUGGGCUGCUUUUGUGCCAUCCUUGACUUUGGACUCGUUUGGUUAGGGAGGGAGGAGGCCAGACCAGAGUGCCAAGCGCGAUAGGGCCAGGUGCCUACCCUGGACUCGGGUAGGCCCAGCAGUGGUUGAGUAGUUCAGCCCAAGCUGUGCAGUGCUGGGGCUAUCAAAUCUUUACUGGCACCCUCAGUUGUGACACCAAGACCUGCCCCACCCCCAGGUUCCAGCAGUAUUCUCCCCACCCCACCCCCGUCCAAUGACCAAAGGCCCUGCCAGGUGUGGGCCACAGCAGCAGGUGUGUGUGAAAGCGAUGUGGCGACCCGUGGACUGCAGUGUGCUUAACCAGCUCACCCUCCUCUUAGCCCAGCCCUGUUCCUCGCACCAAACACGCUGCCUGGUGGGGCCCAAUGUACUUAAAUAAAGUCGUUCCAAUAGACAA